CACAGCCCUUUGUUUCUCUCUCUCGGCCCUCUUGCUCGUUCCCGCCAUUCACGGUGGAGUUUUGAAUCUUUCUUUGCAUAAACUUAACCUACUUCUACUCUGUUUUUUUUCUUUGCCAGCUUCGUUCUGAUCAGAUUGUACGUAGCGAAACAGAGAAUAAUAUUAAUCAGCUAUCGUACGUUUGAAAAUAAAAUGGAGAAGUAUCUGAGACAGAAUUUCGACUUGGAAUCAAAGAGGCCGUCCAGUGAAGCCCUUAGGAGAUGGAGAUCGGCAGUCUCCAUGGUCAAGAAUCCUCGUCGCAGGUUCCGCUUGGUUGCCGAUCUUGCAAAGCGCGACGAAGCGGAAAGAAAGCUUAGGAAACUCCAGGAAAAAGUACGAAUAGCAAUAUACGUGAAUAAAGCAGCAUUGCAGUUCUUUGGAGGCAUUGUCGAUAAUACACCUGGGACGGAAUCUCAUUACAAGCUAUCCAAAGAGGUUAGGGAUGCUGGUUUUGGGAUUGAACCUGAUAAACUAGCAUCCAUCGUUGGAUCCCAUGAUACCAAGGGUUUGGAGCAUCACGGAGGAGCUCAGGGAUUAGCAAGAGAACUUUCUGUGUCUUUGGAUCAUGGUGUUGAUUCAAGUGACAUAUCUGUCAGGCAAAACAUCUAUGGUUUAAACAGAUAUGUGGAGAAACCUUCUAGAAGUUUUUGGAUGUUCGUGUGGGAAGCCCUACAAGACUUUACUCUAGUUAUCCUCAUUAUUUGUGCUGCCAUUUCUAUAGGUGUUGGCAUUGCAACCGAAGGGUGGCCAAAGGGUAUGUACGACGGGCUAGGAAUAAUACUCUGCAUAUUCUUAGUAGUUAUAGUAACAGCAGUCAGUGACUACAAUCAAUCUUUGCAAUUUAAGGAUCUGGAUAAGGAGAAGAAAAACAUAAUUGUUCAAGUCACCAGAGAUGGAUACAGGCAGAAGGUCUCCAUCUAUGAUUUAGUGGUUGGAGAUGUUGUUCAUCUAUCCAUUGGAGAUCAAGUUCCCGCAGAUGGUGUGUUCAUCUCCGGCUACAGCUUAUCGAUCGAUGAAUCGAGUUUGUCAGGUGAGAGUGAGCCAGUAGAUGUCCACCAAGAGUGGCCUUUUCUUCUGUCAGGCACCAAGGUUCAAGAUGGGUCUGGUAAAAUGUUAGUGACAUCAGUUGGUAUGAGGACUGAAUGGGGAAAAUUGAUGGUUACUCUGAGUGAAGGGGGAGAAGAUGAGACACCACUUCAGGUAAAGCUUAAUGGAGUAGCAACCAUUAUUGGAAAGAUAGGUCUUGUUGUUGCAGUGCUGACCUUUUUAGUUUUGACCUCAAGAUUUUUAGUGGAAAAAUCAAUACACAAUAAGAUCACUGACUGGUCUGCCAGUGAUGCACUCAAACUUCUAAAUUACUUUGCUAUUUCAGUGACUAUACUAGUUGUUGCAGUUCCUGAGGGACUACCUCUUGCAGUGACACUAAGUCUUGCCUUUGCAAUGAAAAAACUCAUGAGUGAUAAGGCACUUGUGAGGCAUCUCUCUGCGUGUGAGACAAUGGGUUCUGCUAGCUGUAUUUGCACAGACAAAACUGGAACAUUGACAACAAAUCAUAUGGUGGUGAAUAAAAUAUGGAUAUGCGAAAAAUCUGUGGAAAUAAAUAGUAGAGACAAUAAGGAUGCGCUGAAGACCUUAAUAUCUGAGAGAGUUUUUUACUUCCUCCUGCAGUCAAUAUUUCAGAAUACUAGCUCGGAAAUAGUCAAAGGGAAAGACUCAAAGAAAAACAUCGUAGGCACUCCAACAGAGACGGCACUAAUAGAAUUUGGCUUGCUUCUGGGAGGCGAUAUAAAUACGUUUCGUGAGGAUUACAAGAUAGUGAGGGUUGAACCUUUCAAUUCAAUAAAAAAGAAGAUGUCUGUGCUUGUGGCUCUUCCUGACGGUGGCGGGUUUCGAGCAUUCUGCAAAGGUGCAUCAGAAAUAAUCUUAGAAACGUGUGACAAGAUUGUUAAAGCUGAUGGGGAAACCACCCAACUCUCUAAAGAACAGAAAAAGGGCAUCACAGAUGUCAUAAAUGGUUUCGCUUGUGAAGCUCUAAGAACUCUAUGCUUGGCCUUCAAGGAUAUAGAAGGCGCUUCCAACGUGGAUAGUAUACCUGAUAAUGGAUAUACAUUAAUAGCUGUUGUUGGAAUUAAGGAUCCUGUCCGUCCUGGGGUAAAGGAAGCGGUUGAGACUUGUUUAGCAGCUGGGAUUACCGUGCGGAUGGUCACAGGUGACAAUAUUAAUACUGCUAAAGCCAUAGCAAAAGAAUGUGGUAUCUUGACAGAAGAUGGACUGGCAAUAGAAGGGACAGAUUUCCGCAAUAAGAGCCCACAGGAGAUGAAGGAAUUAAUCCCAAAACUACAGGUAAUGGCUCGAUCGCUGCCUUUGGACAAGCACAACCUAGUAACCCAGUUAAGGAAUGUAUUUAAAGAAGUCGUCUCUGUGACUGGUGAUGGGACCAAUGAUGCUCCUGCGUUGCAUGAGGCAGAUAUUGGACUUGCUAUGGGUAUUGCAGGAACCGAGGUAGCUAAAGAAAAUGCAGAUGUUAUCAUAAUGGAUGAUAACUUUACCACUAUAGUGAACGUAGCCAGAUGGGGUCGUUCAGUUUAUAUCAACAUUCAGAAGUUUGUACAAUUCCAGUUAACAGUAAAUGUUGUUGCUCUCAUGCUCAACUUUAUCUGUGCAUGUAUCUUAGGAUCUGCUCCUCUUACAACCGUACAAAUGCUUUGGGUAAACUUGAUCAUGGACACUCUUGGCGCAUUGGCCCUGGCUACAGAACCUCCACAUGAUGCGCUGAUGAGAAGACCCCCAAUUGGGAGGAAUGUAAACUUCAUCACUAGGAUCAUGUGGAGGAAUAUUAUCUGUCAGAGCAUCUAUCAAAUUUUCGUCCUCUUGAUUCUAAAAUUUGAUGGGAAGCGGCUCCUGAAGCUCACUGGCUCAGAUGCCAAUUCCAUUCUCAACACAUUCAUAUUCAACUCCUUUGUGUUUUGCCAGGUAUUCAACGAGAUAAACAGCCGAGACAUGGAGAAGACCAAUGUUUUCCGAGGCAUAUUUGAUAGUUGGGUUUUCUUGAUUGUCAUGGUUUCUACGGUAGCUUUCCAAAUCAUAAUAGUCGAGUUUUUGGGCACUUUUGCCGAUACGGUGCCACUAAGCUGGGAAUUGUGGUUAGCCAGCAUCUUAAUCGGAGCUACAAGUUUAAUUGUGGCUGUCAUCACAAAGAGCAUUCCUGUGGGAACAAGCAAGCAUAAUGCUCAGCAUCAUGAUGGCUAUGAACCACUUCCUACCGGUCCAGAGCUGGCAUGAAAAAUCAAAUGUUUGUGACUACAUAUAGAUAUUCCUUAAUAAGGGAGCUUCAUAUGAUAAUCCAUGAUGAUACCUAAGUUGUAUAUGCAGCUCCGAUUCCUUAAAGAGUCCGUCUAGAAAUGUAAUUUGGAGUGGGAAACUACAGGGUUGAUUUGCAACUUUGUUUUUGACUUUCGGCAGAUUUUGUUUGUAACAAAUUCAUGGUGAUUUUUUUUUAUUCUUUUAAAAAAGAGAACAGUACUCCAAUUUCAUAAAUUCAUGGUAUUCAACAGCAGGAGUUCUAUAUCUAUAUUCGGGUCCUGAAACUAAAGAGAAGAUCAUUUGAGUGCUAGGUUUCUAGAAUGGUAAAAUGCUUCUUAUGGACCCAAGACCAAAAAUUAAAACAGAAGAAGAAGAGAGACUAUGGCUAAUUU
Molecule: messenger RNA, 3734 nt
Organism: Juglans regia (Persian walnut)
Lineage: Eukaryota; Viridiplantae; Streptophyta; Magnoliopsida; Fagales; Juglandaceae
Product: calcium-transporting ATPase 4, plasma membrane-type-like
Exons: 7
Coding region: 193-3321 (1042 amino acids)
Biological process (GO): calcium ion transmembrane transport
Cellular component (GO): membrane; intracellular membrane-bounded organelle
Molecular function (GO): P-type calcium transporter activity; ATP binding; ATP hydrolysis activity
Source: RefSeq, a predicted model, not a curated record